Messenger RNA from Ictidomys tridecemlineatus (thirteen-lined ground squirrel), 2233 nucleotides. NCBI's taxonomy places the organism in Eukaryota, Metazoa, Chordata, Mammalia, Rodentia, Sciuridae. The record is from RefSeq and is a predicted model, not a curated record.
CGUGACUCAAGGGCAGAGCACGGCACCCGGGGCUCCGUCUGGAAGAACCAUAGGCCGGAACUCGCCGCGUUCUUCCAGAGAGGAAAUGGCGCGGGAUGGUGACGUCGCUCCGGGGGAGGGUCGUGGGAUGACUUCCGGCAGCUCGGGAGUUCGGGUGACCAGCUUGGCGGCGAGCACUUUCGUCUGUCCGCCGCAGUGGGGUCAGCCCCAGGCCGCUAACCAUAAGCUUCCCCCACCAUGACCAAGUCCGCCCGCCGUGAGGAAGGCGGGAGGAGGCCUUCAGAGCUCCGGGCCGGAAGUCGGAUCCUGGCUUUCAUCUAGAAGCUGGUUAUCAGGAACUGACUUUGGAAAAGUUGAAAAUACAUGCUACAGAAAAGGCGGAAAUCCUACAGGAACUACAGAGGGGACAACAUGUGCACAAGUUUGUGUGCACACACACAAUCACACCACUUUCACUGGGAACAAUAUUCCUCUAGUGACAACCAUCUUUAAGAAGAUACCUCCUAAGUAUGAAUUUAAGAGGUUUCAUCUAACUCUAAACCUAUUUAGACAGAAGCUCUUUCAAUGUGUUACAGACUGCACAAGUUCUAGUCAGAUUUCACACCAAAUGAAACAAUGAAGGGUUAACAUGCAGAAGAAAUCUUCAAAAUGUAGUGAGUGUGGAAAAUUCUUUACUCAGAAAUCAUCUCUUUACCAGCAUCAUAGGAUUCACACAGGAGAAAAGCCCUAUGUGUGUAGUGAAUGUGGAAUAUGUUUCCUUAAACAGUCAAAUCUCACUCAACAUUUGAGAAUUCAUACGGGAGAGAAACCUUAUAAAUGUAAUGAAUGUGAGAAAGCUUUUCAAAUAAAAGCAGUCCUUGUCCAGCAUCUGAGAAUUCAUACUGGAGAGAGACCCUAUAAAUGCAAUGAAUGUGGGAAAACCUUUUGUCAGAGCCCAUCCCUUAUUAAACACCAACGAAUUCAUACUGGAGAGAAACCAUAUAAAUGCAUGAAAUGUGGCAAAGCCUUCAGUCAGAGCAUAUGCCUCACUCGUCAUCAGAGAAGCCAUUCUGGAGAUAAGCCUUACAAGUGUAAUGAAUGUGGGAAAGCUUUCAAUCAGAGCACAUGCCUCAUGCAGCAUCAGAGGGUUCAUUCAGGGGAGAAGCCCUAGACAUGUACCAUGUGUGGAAAAGCCUUCACUCAGAACUCCUUCCUUGCCAUAUAUGAAAGAACUCACACUGGAGAGAAACUUUAUAAGUGUAGUGAGUGUGAAGAAACUUUUCGCGGGGCUGGGGAUGUGGCUCAAGUGCUUGCCUAGCAUGCUUGCGGCCCGGGUUCGAUCCUCAGCAGCACCACAUACCAACAAAGAUGUUGUGUCCGCCGAGAACUAAGAAAAAAUAAAUAAAUGUUAAAAAAAAUUAAAAAAAAAAAAGAAAAAACUUUUCGCAAACAAGCACACCUCAGUGAGCAUUACAGAAUUAAUACUGGAGAAAACCUUGUGAAUGCACUGAAUGUAGGAAACCCUUUAGGCACAGUUCAGCACUUGUUCGACAUCAGAGUCUUCACGCUGGAGAUUAAAACUUGGAAUGAAAUUAAUGUGAAAAGAUUUAUAUGAAAUGCCUUUUUUCUUUAUGAAUUCCUGGGAAUUUAAGACUUAGUAAUUGUCAUAAAUAUUUUAUAUUUUGAACUAGAGGUGUUGUGUCCUAAAAAUUAAGAAAAUAGACCUCAGAACAAGUCUUGAAUUUGAUGCCAAUCUCUGCCACUUAAUGGAUUGUGAUCUGAUCCUCUCCAAGCCUUAGCUUCCCCAUUCUUACCCCGAAAAGAAAAAUGCGGAUAAUUCAUAGGGUUGUCUUAAGAAUAAAAUAAAUUGCAGAUGAGAAUUAAUGUCUGUUAGUUGUUUUAUAGAUGUUCUAAAAGUCUAUAAAAAUAUCUAAAUAUGUCUAUUAAGAACUAGCAAAUCAGCAUUAGUUUUUUUGGCUCUCAUGAGGUAUUUUAAUUUUUUUUCUUUUUGAAGUAGUGAGAAUUGAACCCAGGGGCACUGUACCCACUGAGCUACAUCUAUAACCCUUUUAAUUUUAUUUAUGAGAUAGGGUCAUGCUAAAUUCCUGAGGUUGGCCGUGAACCUAGUGAUCAUCUUGCCUCUGCCUCUGAGUCACUGUAAUUACAAGCAUGUACCAUAGCACCUGGCUUGUGUAUUAAGAUCAUUUUUGUAAUGGUCUGUGAUUUCCUUUUAUUUUACAGAAGUCUAUUUAAA